Molecule: messenger RNA, 3889 nt
Organism: Betta splendens (Siamese fighting fish)
Lineage: Eukaryota; Metazoa; Chordata; Actinopteri; Anabantiformes; Osphronemidae
Product: mRNA decay activator protein ZFP36-like
Exons: 2
Coding region: 628-1716 (362 amino acids)
Molecular function (GO): metal ion binding; mRNA binding
Source: RefSeq, a predicted model, not a curated record
UACGUUCACUGUUAGGUUUUAAACCCACGUGGUCCGGGUUCGUUCAGUAGCGCCCACAGCCUAAAACUUCUGACCGACUCAUGCCAGCGACUUGCCCACGUCUAGGACUGCGGGGGCGGACGGGAUCGGACCAAGUUUGUUGUUUUUUUUUAAUUCAUCAGAAUGCCGUCUUACCCCUCAACCAGUUCGCAGACCUGGAGGAGAUGAUGGUGCAAGGUAAACGAAAGGCUCAAAGAAAGUUUGUCGGAGUUUAAGUGGAGAAGUUACGGGGAGUUGAUGUUAGCUAGCUAGCCGCUAGCCGCGCUGCUAACCUCACCCAGUUUGCGCUCUUGUUGUCUUUUUUUGAAUUUCUAAACUGCUGCUGUUGCUGCGGUCUAUGGCGAUUGCUAGUUGUUGUAGAGUUGUUGUUGUUGUUGUAGUCGUCGUAGUGUUCGCGGGGGUGUAGGGUGUCAUCGCAAGUCUGCGCCCGGAGUUUUGCGUAGUCGCAAAGUGGCAGCGCCGCUGAAGUUGGCGUCACAUCCACCGCGUCGCGAGGAGUUUACCACCAGUCGGCGUGUUGAUUGGGUCAGUUUGCAGUUAUUAGCCAGUGUUUCACGACCGCCGGUGAAACGCAAGCAGUUACAGUUCAUGGAUCAGACGGAGCCCAGCAGACUGCCAUCGCUCAACCUGGUACUGAGGAGCCCGGGCUGCGUCGGUCAGCCGCGUGGCGCCGCGCUCGCCCAGCGCUCCGUCAGCAUGGUGGAGACCGGCGGGCCCUCGGGGGCCAAUCUAAGCUGGCCCCGGCCGGACGCGUGGCUCUCGCAGUGUGAAAUCAGCCCGGCUGCACUCAACGCCAGCCCCUCCGCGUCCACCUCGUCCGCGUCCACCUCGUCGCGCUACAAGACGGAGCUGUGUCGGUCCUUCACCGAGAGCGGCCUGUGCAAGUACGGCGGAAAGUGCCAGUUUGCCCACGGGCCGGACGAGCUGCGGGAUCUUAACAGGCACCCGAAGUACAAGACUGAGCUGUGCCGCACGUUCCACACCAUCGGCUUCUGCCCCUACGGGAGCCGCUGCCACUUUGUCCACAACGGUGAGGAGGAACGGAGUCACUCCUUCUCGCGCUCGUCCUCCUCGUCCUCCUCCUCGUCCUCCUCCUCGUCGUCCUCCCUGAGCGUUCCGCUGCAGCCGCCCAUGUCCUCCCGCUCACACAGACCUGCUCUCGUCAGACAGAGCUUCAGCUUUGCUGGGUUUCCCUCUGUUCCCCAACACGUUCUCCAGCCCUCCUUUCCUGCUCGUUGUCCUCCUGCCCAUGCCUCUUUCACACACGCUCCCUCGGCCUCUCCUCCACCCCGCGCCGACGUCGGCGACCUCCUCUCCCACGCCUUCCUGGAGAUGGACUUCGCCUUUGAGGCGUCCCCGGCCCAGCAGUACCAGUCCCCCAUGGAGCACGUAGCUUCAGCAGAUCCCCGCUCUCCAUUCCUGCCUUCACCAGAUUCUGGCUACUCUCCGUGUGGAUUGUCUCCAGGCAGCUCCGCUUCGUUGAGACGGAGUCCUAACGCUUCCGGGCUCCUUUCAGAACCACUUGGUGCUCGGUCCCUGUCUUCCACGUCUCUGUCAGACCAGGACCAGGAUGGAAGCAGCUCCGCUGGCUCCCUCAGUGGCUCUGAAUCCUGCACUGGCAAUAAUGAAAGCAACAACAGACGUCUGGCAGUGUUUAGUCAGCUCUCUGUUCCUUAGGAUGUCACUGGGUUCAGCCUUUAGGCUGCAAUAUGCUUUAACACAAACACACACUCAGACCUUAGGUAAUAUUUGCAAUACACACACAUUGUGCUCAUCAGCUAUCUAUGAGUACACAGUUCCUUCACACACAACCAUUGGUCGCUCAUGUUCUUUGCACCUACGUGGUGUCUGUAAUAAAAAUAAGGUGCAGAGUCCGUACUCGGCACUUGGAGACGUGCAUAUUAGGUUUAUGUUGCUAAAAUGCGAUAGUGUGUUUGUAAGGGACUCUAGUGACAAUAAAAUUAAAAAAAAAAGUUGCUACCAAAUCUAUAGAGCUCGAAACAGAAGUGCUGGAAUCAAUUGCUGCUUUAUUCAACUAGUAUUCCACAAAGGUAUAAUAAUCACUGUGUGAUCAGCCACAUGAGGUACUCCUGUUCUAAACCUUCAAAAUGAUGUCGAGAAUGUGAUGAAGCCAAAGACGCAUGUUUGUAGCUGCUGGAGGAAAUGUAUGUUGUUACAGAAGAGUUGUUCAGUGUUGUAAUGUUGUUUAUAAUCUGGCGAAAGACUUUUCCCCUGGUUGAGACAACGGGCUUCAUACCUGAAUGUUGAGUUUUUAAACGACUGAAGUGCCUGUAGCGUUAACAGGUCGCGUUGCUGUUAAACCGAGCUUUGCUGGGCCGUUGAGGUGCGGGUCUGUUUUUGUUUUUUAAGUCAAUUAAGCUAGCUUGACUUUUUUUUUUUUUUUUUUGCAUUAAUGACAAACUGCCAAAAAAACUGGACUGAGCUGUUGCAGAAAAUCCACAUGAACGAAGAGUCCGAGACCUAAUUGACACAUAGUUUCCCCCUAUGUCGCGUGCCCUUGACGUGAUUUUGAGCUUUGCUCCAAAGUAAAGUUGAAUCAAUUCAUUUUCAUGGUCCUGUUUUUAGCUGCUAGAAACUUGUUUAUGUUAAACGGACAUUCCCAGGAGUGGGACGCUUUUUUUUGGGGUCCCAUCUCCACAAGCAGCACUGGUGGGUUUUUUUUCCAUGUUCGUGACACACUCCUUCAUUCAGUGUUAAUUAUCUCUGUUACAGAAAGUGUAGCGUCCUGGUUGUAUCUUUGUAGCGUGUUUCCAGGUGGGUUUCCCAGCGUACUGUAGAGUUAGGUUAGGGCAUGUAUCCCUUAGUGUUUUAAAACUUGGUUAUUGUGUGUUGGUGUUGUGAUGUAGUUGAUUAGAAGAACAGACACUGUGCUACACCUGCUCUAUUUAAAUGUGUCUUUUCAACAUGUUUAGUGUUAAAGGUGAUAAUCUUUAGUAAAUUAAUUUCUUUAAUUUAUUUUUAACAUAUUUAUAGAGGUCUUUGAGUUGUUAAUGCUUGUAUCAAGUUUAAUAUAUUUGGGUUUCAUUUGCUCUUUUGUACUGGAAAUAAAGUUUUUGUUUUUUGUUUUGUUUUUUUAAAUUGACUGGUUUAUAUAUUUACAUUUACAAUCACACCUGCUCAGAAACUGAGAAACUAAACGCUUUUGACACUUUUCAACUUUAGGUCGCUGUCAUAAUAGCAACAGCUUCAUGUAAGAGUACAGGAAGGAAGCACGCAGGAAGCUGGUGAACUGUCAUUUAUGGUUUUCAUCGUAGAACACACUUCCCCUGUUGUGCUGCAGUGCUGAGCAACAAUCUACACACUGUCAGUUUAUACCUGAAGGAACUAUUCGUAUUCAGUCUCCUGUUAGUGUCUCGGCAAAUGAACCAUUUAAACAGUCACAGAAAAUUAUUUAUAUACAUUUCUUGGAAACUCUAUGUAGUAUACAGGCCUUUUAUAUUCUGACCCAGGACCAGGUAGCAAUAACCACAUGCUUUCGUCUGUGACGUCUUCAUUGGCCACAGCUUCAUGUGCUUCAUCCUGGAUCUUGUGUUCUAAAUGGCCAGAAGCGGUUCUAAACGUUCUCAUUGCAGGUCUGAGUCUUGCCGGCCCCAGAUGCUGGGCCGUAGGAGGGGAACACACUAGUGUACAUCUGUGUGUGUAGUCAUGCCAAGAUUUCAUGUGGAGAUAAGAAGUCUUUUGUUUGGGGUUUAAUCUUACCAAUCCUGGGCUCCCACCCAUUUCCUUUCUCCCUCACUGCCUACAUCCUUCCUCCAUCGCAUUGUUCCCUUCUUUCCGCACAAUUUCAGUCUCUCCCUACUACUUCAGUGUUACUGCGUUGGUUUCAUAU